Molecule: messenger RNA, 940 nt
Organism: Bursaphelenchus okinawaensis
Lineage: Eukaryota; Metazoa; Nematoda; Chromadorea; Rhabditida; Aphelenchoididae
Source: the annotation of a GenBank genome assembly
AUGGCACAGGAACAUCGCUCACCGUGGUCACGAUGGGACACGCCUGGCUUUCAGUACGUGCCUCAUAUCAUUCAACCGGUCAAUAAUCGACAGUACGAUGCACCGUCUUAUCAGUUAUCAGAUUCUGGAGGCCAAAGCUUGGAGGGGGCUAGUCUGGUGGAUCAGAGACCUAGUGGUAGGUUUGUGUUUGAAAUGUAAUAUGUCAUGACAUUAUCUUGAAAAAUGUCAUAGCCUAUGAUGUUUUGUAUGACAAUUUCAUCAUAUAUGGCAUUACCUUAAGGAAUGUCAUAACCUAUAACAAUAUCAUCUUAAAAGUGUCAUAACCUACUACAACAUUGCAGAUGCCGACCCCAACUACCUGGACUGCAUCUACGGCUUCCAACAGACCGGCCAGCAGGUGGUGGAGCAAUGUUAUGUUGACUUGGGCUGUUGUGACAAUGGUUGUUGUGAGAAUGCGUCGUGGCAAGCCAAGUUCACGGCCGCCUUGGCCUUGAUUAUAAUAUUUGCCAUUGUGGUUCUGAUCGUUUUCUGUAUUUGGAUGUGCGUUUGGCUUAUGAAUCGAGGAAGGGACAAGGCACAAAGGGCUGAAUAUGAACAACAGAGCAAUGUUAGUCCUACACAGUCACAGGUAGGGUUACUGUAACAAUUGAAAAGUAGGGUUGGAGUAGGGGCAAAGGCAAGAGUAAGGGGUAGAAGUUAUUGUAGGGAUAGGGGUAGGAGUAUUGGCAGGGGUAAGGGUAGAGGUAGGGAUAGGGGUAAGGGAAAGACUGAUUUAAAACAUCUGCACCGUGCAAUACAAAACAAAAUUUUUUUAAAAAUUCAAAAAUUUAAAACUAGUUUUUAAAACCAUCAAAAUAUUACCUAUAAUCCUUAAAACCUCACUUAAAAAUUUUAAAAUCCACCUUUUCAGCUCAACGUCAAUAACGGAUAUGGAUAUUAA